This is a messenger RNA of Pygocentrus nattereri (red-bellied piranha), 7298 nucleotides long. RefSeq names its product ALMS1 centrosome and basal body associated protein (gene alms1). NCBI's taxonomy places the organism in Eukaryota, Metazoa, Chordata, Actinopteri, Characiformes, Serrasalmidae. The coding region runs from base 264 to 7040 and encodes 2258 amino acids. Gene Ontology annotation, biological process: regulation of centriole replication. The transcript has 19 exons. Gene Ontology annotation, cellular component: centriole; cytosol; centrosome. The record is from RefSeq and is a predicted model, not a curated record.
CUUCAAAGCAAAAGCGGAGUGAGCUACUACGUUUACACCUCUGCACAAGGCUAGUCUGUGCUGGGAUAAAUUAAGUGGGAAUUACACACGGAUUUUCAACUGCAGAACUUCGUGACAUAAGAAGUGAAGAUCGCAGUAAAGAGAUGCCGAAUCUGUGAAGAUGUGGAUUAGCACCCUGUGCUUCUUGUGCGCAGACGCGAAAACGUCAGUUAUUCUCAUAGAAACCAGAGACAGUUGGUACUGGCGCUGAAACAACAACAACAAUGGAGACCCUACAGGAGGGCGAGGACGGGGCUAGUCUCAACACUGGAAUGGAGUCGUGGCACCAGCUCCCUGCAGAGGAAGAUCCCAUUCAGUUUUUAGGACACACAUCAGCCUUGCAUGAGACUAGCAGUCAACAUAGGCUCACCCUCAGCACUGAAGGACAGCUGUCCAAAAUGGAUGGUUCAGGAACACCACGAGAAUCUUUACAGCUUGAGUUUCAGGAUAGCCAUCUGUCACCUGCACUGACACUGAUGCCCCAGGGGAAAACCCUCAUCCCUUCUGAGUCCACUCUACUGCAUCAGACAGAUUCAGAGUUUUUCCCCUUGCGGGGAUAUCCUGAUCUGUCCAUUGCCUCUGGAAGGUUCCUUAAUAUGUCACACCAGGAUGUGGAAUCAAGCUUCCCAAACAUUUCACAUGAACAGGGUUCACUGUCUCAGCAUCCUUUGGGAGUAACUGCUGCCAUUUCAGAAGGUGGCAGUAGCUGCUGCUCACUUUCACAGCACAGUCUUUCACCCGGUAGCCAUUACCAGGCAACACAGGUUCAUGACGAGGAGCAAGAAAGUGGACAGAACAAAAACCUUGAAAGACAGAUGGAGGGAAAGGAACAGGCUGAUGCUGAUUCAGAUACAGGAAAGGCUGCUGUGGGCACUCAUAGUGAUGAUAGUGCUCCUGCUCAUCUCUUGCUGGAGCACCAAGAAAAAGAUGUUGGUGUAGCCAAUAGCUGUGUGGUCUCUUCUGCUUCUGGGACUGCUCUCAGUCAAACUAAAGCUGUGCUAACACAACCGCACUCUAUCCAGGACCAGUCUAAACAUAUUGAUCUUGCCUGUAUCUCUGCAGAGGAACCAAAGUCAAGACCAUCUGGGAGUAGAGAGCAGCCACAAGGUGGUUCUUCUUCAUCCUUAUCCCAAAGAAAGACCACAAGAAAUGUUGGUGUUUCACUUUCUUCUCAGGUAUCCAUAGCCUCAAAUAUUACUGUUCGUUCCUCAAGCAUACAGGUAGACCACACCACUGACCCAGCCCACAGACAGCUCCAAUCUAACAGGCAUAGUGAUGCCACAGCCUCUGCACCAAGACAUACAAACAAAAGUGGGACCAAAGGUACUUCAAGUGUACUUUGUGUCACUCCAGCCAGUGGAGCUAGUACUUGUGUGCCAGGGUUACAGAGAGUGCUCUGGGGCUCAGGCAGCCAGACAGCAGCAGAUGGUUCUUUCUUAACUUCUCAGCCUUUGUCUCAGUCCACACCUGCCAUACUCCUUAAUAGAGCAGCACCAGCCAUGACCAAACUCUCUCCUUUAUACUCUCAUCAAGAAACCAUGGCUACUAUGGCCAUGUCAAUUCAGAGCAGUAGUUCCAAAGCAGGCCAGAUGCCAGCUCUCGACCUGAGCACCAGAGAUCUUCAGAUAGUUCCUAGAGUUCCACAUGGCACAUCUUUGGAUCCGGUGAAGGCUCAUACAGAGACACAUGUCCCUCCUUUUCAGCAUGACAUUCCAGAUAACUGUGACCCCCCUUCUACUGGCCUCUAUGUACCUGUCUCUGCCUCUGAGAACAUAUCUCCUUAUCCACCAAACUCAGAUGCUCUUCCUUCUUCAUCUGACAAGAAGUCCAAGGAUCAGGAUUCCAUGCUAUCUGCAGGAAGAGUGCGUUCCCUACCAACCCUCAGCUAUCUGCAGAAAGUAGGUGCUUGGAAGGCCAACCAGAGUUCCAGCAGGUCGUUUUCAGACAACCUGGGUUUGCAGGAGUUUAACAGUAUACCUCUAAAGAGGGCAGCACAGGACUCUGUGUCUGAUGCACAAAGCCUCAUGCUGACACAGCAAAGUCCGCAAUGUAACAAUGGGACACCAUCAGAAUUUGACACAAACACCAGUGUUCAGCCAGUUGUGACUGUCUCCCCUCAGCCAGGGAAUGGCUCGUCAAGACAUGGGGAUCUGGUGGGAGCAGGAGGAGCUGGAGUACCACCCUCAGCAUCCCCUCUUGUUCACUCCCAGUCCCACUCCUCUCUUAGCACAGCAGUAACGUCUAUUCAGCAUGAUGGAGUUCAACACAACACACAGCUUCCACUGUCUCCACGUAUACAUGAAUCGCCUGUGCUCUCAAGAGAAGCAAGUGAACAGAACUUAGCAGAUCAGCCAGAAGCUGGCCCUGUACAGCCUUCUGCAUUGCUCAGUCUGGGCCAGUUCGGUGACGUGUCCUCAAACCACAAUGUUUUUAGUGCCCUUUCUGGCUCUCAAGGCAGUUGGCAUGGUGAACAGAGUUUACUGGCUUCAGUGGGUGCAGCAUCCUCUGUAGUUAGUUUGGAAGUGGACAACUAUGCACCCUACUGGACUUCCAGACCUGGCUCCCCUCCACAUUCCUAUGAGAUCAGUAUUGAAGACAGGAUCCCUCUGUAUCUCCGUAACUUGGGAAUUGACCAGUCACCUUCGACAAUUUUAAAUCCUUUUACAUUUCGGGGCCCCAUCAGAGAACCUGAGUUCUCUCCUACUGAUCUGUGUACCAUCAAAGGCUCAAUAGGAACACCAACUAAGAGCACACACCCAUCUGAAGGGGAAAGCCCUCAGAAGGAGACAUUUUCCAGUUGUAGUUUACUCUCUGUAGGCUCCAGGACCUCUUUAGCUCGGAGGCUUGCUGUUCAAAAGCCAGACAGACCAGCUAGUCCAGGGAAUGUCCGGAUGGUGCGUUGCCCAGUAGAGGCUGCACAUGAUCCUCAUACACCACCUACUCCUCAGGAACCUGGCCUCCAGCGGGAGGGAAGUUAUGGCCUCUCAGUCCAACUUAAUCCAAAGUCUGUCUCUCAUCCUGGGGCCUGGCUGGAAGCUAAAGAAGGAGACUCAUCACUAGUGGGCUCUGGCACCUUGCAGGAGAUCAGACGUUUGCUGGGUCAUGCGGUGGGCCUGGUAUCUGGCUGUUCUUCACAAGCCUCCUCCCCUGGAUCACACUGCUACUCGGAGAGUGAUACCUCAUUCCUGUCUCUCAGAAGAAACACACAGGCAUACCUAGAUGACUCUUCUCUGUCAGUUGGUGGAAAGAUCUCCAUGACCCUGGCUCGAUCUUUAUCUGACUCUGCCCUGAAGGAGAGCUGUUCGUCUUCAUGUGGACCUCUGCAGCUCUACACUCAGACUGAUCACUUAUCCACAGAAGCAACAAAUCAUUCACAGAGCAAGGAGGAGAAUCUCAAAUCAUGUGAUCUUCGUGUGGCACCAAGGAGGACAGAGCCUGAGGGCUGCAGUGCAGCAGACCCAGACAAAGUGGGUCCAAUAAGCCUGUCAGUCGUGCAGGGCAAUGUUUCGUCAGCAUCAGAUGACCCCCAGCAAAGCCAGGAGAGUGCAGUAAACACUGGAGUUAACUCACCUGAGAAUAGCCCUACCCACACUCCAGCAGAAGCGGAGUUGAGUUCUUUGAGUGACGAUAGUAGUGAGAGUUCACUUGCUGCCAGGGUUGCUAAGCUCCUCCAGAGUGAGUCGCCAGUCUCCGUGGUUACCAGCCGGCCAAGUACUACUGACCCGGAAGAGAGCCGAGCUAGAGAGUGGAUCAUGAUGAAGGCAUCUGGCCGCCAGUGUGAAUCCUUAGAACUCAACAUAGAGGACAGAAAGAGAAUUGAAGAGAUCAAAAAAGAGCUGCUGCUUCACACCAAACACUCCAAGUGGAGCUCAGAUUCUGAAGGCAGUGCUCAGUCCAGCGUUGGUGCAGUCCCCGACCUUACAGUGGGCUUUACAGCAGUGCGCAAUGCGGAAGACCGUCUCUCCGAGCAGCUGCAGAGAGCUGCCCAGAAUCCACUGGACUCCACCGCUCCACUGCACACACCCCUUCAUCACAACCUGGAGUCCAAAGUGCAUCAGAUUGCCCUCCGGGAGGGGCUAAACCCCCAUGCCCCACUGACCUCCAUUACCAUAGCAACCACUCGCCGCACACCCUCCCCACAGCCGGGAACUCAUCACCUGCCCACACAGGAUGACCAUAUGUACACUGCAUCUCAGCAGGAGCGUAGCUGCAGCCCCACGAACACAUCACUAAAAUCAAUUGAUGAGGGGAGGAGACAGAAUCUCAUGUGUGAUGGAGAAACAGAAAUAGAAAAGAAGGGGACAAUGAGAGAAGACAAAGAAGGAAAGGGUGAAGAUGAGCAAAAUAGUGAACAAGCUGAUCAGUCAGAUAUGCCUUAUAAAAGCAUCACAAGCAAGAAUGAUAUCCCUUCAAGUUUGGACUUAAGUUCAGUCUCCCCUCAUAGAUCUCUCACAUCCCACAUCCACCUUACUAUUUCACCUAAACCACAGCAGAGCAUGACUCAAAGACUCCACUCCCCCACCAGUGAUGCCUGUAGCCCCUCAGAGCUGCAGACCGGUUUACACAAACCUCUCUCUGACAGUCAAAGAACCUUAAGAGCCCCAUCAUCAGUCUCAAGCUCCAGUGAAGAACAAUAUGCCUCAGCGAUCAGCCAGACCAGUACAAGUAAAGACAGACCUGCAGGCCAAGGCCAGUAUACUGAAAUAGUCAGUGGUGUCUCUCAGAUCAGCUGUAGAUAUGCACAAACUUUUACUCCACCCCAAAGACUGGCUGUGUCACCUAAACCUCUCUCUGUUCGCACACCUGAUUUUUCAACACUGUUGCCAUAUAAACCUCAUGGCAGCUCAGAGCUCUUCUACAUGCCACAUACUGACCCCAAGCUCUCUCCCGUUUGCUCCGAUACCACCAUGGAGAGCUCCCAUCCAGGGUCUGAUGACGCUGUGCCACCUCGUUUUACCACCGAGAUUCUGGGCUCCAGAGAGCUUGAGGACAACACCAUUACACCAAAACAUAAGGAGGGUAUUUACAGUAAAAGGGCCAAAAUGUAUAGAGAAUCAUCUGUCUUUGGAAGAGGUCUUCUUGAAACUAAGGUUGCUGCCGGUACUCAAAGGGACAAUGUUAGUUCUCACUAUCAGCUUCCAGUUUUCAGCACUAACAAGGAUCAGGAAGCCAUACAUAAUGCUGAGCAGGCUGAAGAGGAGGAGGAGGAAGAAUUUGUCCCCCUGCAGAUGGAGGCCGACUACAGCACAGAUGACCUGCAUAAUCAAAGCCAUACUGUACAAAGACAUGGCUUUGUACCAGAAGCACUUCCUUUAUCAGUUAAGCCCAUCAGGGAGGAGGUACGACGCAUGAAGACUCAAGAGCUUGGCCUAGAGAUUAGUAGCUCUCUUGACCAACUGUGGCAUCGUUUCAGUGAGAGAUGGAGCCUGCAGGAGACUCGGCCCAAUAAUGAGGGAGAAACAUCAUUGCUGGAGAGAUUAGAGCGUCUGUCCCGUCUCCUGCACAGCUCCACUCCUCCACACACAGCUAGCAACCGAGAGGAAAGGGGCAAGAGCAGGAGCAGAGAACUUGAGCUGACAAGGGCCCAGGGGAAAGGGGUAAGCAGAAAAGGAGGGAACAAAGACAGCAGUGAGGUUAGAGUUACUCCAAAAACUGCAUGGGAGGAAAACUCUUCAAGGACUGAUCAGACAUUAGAGGAGGAAGAGCAAGAGAAUGCUUAUCGCUGCCCAGCGGAGAGAGACGAAUCUGCCAGUGUCUCUGUGGAGACAAGCAGUAACCGAUCCACCAUCGAUACACAGCGCUUGGUUCGAGCUUUUGGACCACAUAGGGUUAAUGGUGGGUCAGCAGAGAUCACUGGUGGUCAGAUUCCAAACACCAGCAGUAGCAUGCUCAAAUUUUACAACACCAUCAACAAGCAGAAAGGAGGACAUGGUAAUGCUGCCACAGAUGUAAUCAGUACAGAUGAAUCCACGGCAUCUGCUGACUCGUCAUCGUCAAGCACUUACACACUCCCCUCUCAAAGAGGCACCACACGCUCACUUAGUAACAAGAAGCCAAAAGUCAAGCUGGUCAGCAGAAGCAUACAAGCAGGUGAUCUGGAGAUUGUAGUAAACGGCACCCGCAGACACACACGGGAUGUCGGCACUAUCUUCCCUUCCCCAGGCAAUGCCAGAGACAACAGGGCUCCUUCCUCGGGCAACCCAGAACUACAGGCCACUAUUCCUACAUCUAGAUCUUAUAGUGCUGCCUCUACUCAGUCCCAAAAAGUGUUGAAGAGAGAGGCCCUUCACAAGAGCAACCAGAUACACUACCCAAACGGUGUAUCAUGGUUUGUGUCUGCUGAUGAGCUGAAGCCGGAUGCCAGAAAGGAAAAUAAGCCCCAAAAUGAAUCACUGCAGCCUGCCAGCCAUGCCUGGUUCGAGCCUUACACUAGGACUCAGCCCUGGAGAGAGCCACUGAGGGAACCACUCAGAGAACGGCAUAUUCAGCUGGAGCAAGAGAAGCCCCUUGAUCCAAAAACCCCUGCAGAGACCAUCGGCAACAAACCCUCUGCCCUUGUUCGUCUCUCUCUGCAGGAGGCUCUGGAGUUGCGACGACCGGAGUUUGUGUCCCGUUCUCGAGAGCGGAUGAAGAGGCUGUGCUUGCUGGCAGAGGAGAGGAAGGUGCAGGCCGUCUUCACCAGAGAGAGAGAGGAGCUCUUCAACCGCCCGUUACCACUACAGCAGCCGAUAGCAGUUCCACCUCCUUUGCCUUCUAAGCGAGUCAUUCCAAUGAAAGAGAUGGUUCAGAGAUCCAAGCGUGGGGUGGAAGAGACAGCACACACUCAGAGAAUAGACAAAACUGACAGAGUUAGGAGGAUUUAUGCUCAACUUCCGGAGGUUCAAAAGAGGAAAUGGGAAGAGAAGAGGAAGGCAGAGUACCGCACAUAUCGCCUCAAUGCUCAGCUCUUUAACAAGAAAGUCACCAAUCGUGUGUUGGGCAGAAGAGCACCUUGGCAGUAAUCUGAACAGAUACCAACUCAAAGUUUAACUGCACAGCUCUUUGUUUAUCUAGACAAGUUUUAUUGUUCUUAGUGUGUGUGUGUUUGUCUGUGUGUGAUGGUGUGUUUGUGAUGAUGUCUAUGUGAUGUGAUGGACAGUAUAUCUCUUGGGAGAUCUGUUACUUGUAGGAACCAAACUAAAAAUCACAUGAUUUUACUUUUAAUAUUUUACUAAUAGUUUUUAUAUUUAAAAAAUAAAUGACCCAUGGCAGCUGUUAAA